AUGUCUUCCACGGCGACGACCACGAAGGCUCCAGCUCUAGACACAAAUUCAGAUGCCACCACCGUGGAUACUCGACCAUCUCUCCCACGUCGGUCAUCGUCCCUGCAUAAAAUGGUUAUUGCAAAACUCCGACCUCUCCCGUUCCAAUACCUUUGGUCGGUUUGGCACUCCAAACCCGGUGACCGGAAUGAGUACUUGUUGACAAUGCUUGUGGACCAUGUGGCGGAUAUCGGAGCAUUUUACCGUAUUUUUAACAAUGUGCCAUGGAACGGAGUCAAACAAAGAGACAGUAUUCAUAUCUUUCGGUCUGGAGUGAAGCCACUUUGGGAAGACCCAGAAAAUCGGCAAGGUGGACGUUGGCUCAUUCGAGUACGUCCCGAAUACGGUCGAGACGUAAGAGUAUGGGAAGAGAUCUGCCUGUUGUGUUGCGGCGGAGAGUUGCAAGCAGCUAUUGCCCAAGAACGAGAUCAUGUUCUAGGCAUGUCGUUUUCACCUAGAUUGUAUUUCACCCAUAUUUCCAUAUGGACAAAGAAAGGGGAUAACUUGCGGAGUAUCAUGUUGUUGGAGCGCGCCAUUCUGGGAGGAUUGUCGCCAGAUCUGAGGCCGAAGUCGAACAUUGAAUUCAACUAUAGAAAACAUUCAGAGAAGAUUGGUUUCAACCUUCAAAGUCGACAGAAUCAGCUGCCGCUCAUACCUUCAACUGGAUUGAUGAAUCGACCAAUGACUGUACGAGCAUUGACAGCAAGCUGA
Messenger RNA from Rhinocladiella mackenziei CBS 650.93, 750 nucleotides. RefSeq lists its product as uncharacterized. The record is from RefSeq and is a predicted model, not a curated record. The coding region runs from base 1 to 750 and encodes 249 amino acids. The transcript has 2 exons. Gene Ontology annotation, biological process: translational initiation. Gene Ontology annotation, molecular function: RNA 7-methylguanosine cap binding; translation initiation factor activity. Gene Ontology annotation, cellular component: eukaryotic translation initiation factor 4F complex. NCBI's taxonomy places the organism in Eukaryota, Fungi, Ascomycota, Eurotiomycetes, Chaetothyriales, Herpotrichiellaceae.